Messenger RNA from Lampris incognitus (smalleye Pacific opah), 2028 nucleotides. It is a transcript of the gene tmem119b, whose product is annotated as transmembrane protein 119b. Bases 193 to 1047 code for a protein of 284 amino acids. Gene Ontology annotation, biological process: positive regulation of osteoblast differentiation; ossification; positive regulation of osteoblast proliferation. The transcript has 2 exons. Gene Ontology annotation, cellular component: plasma membrane. The record is from RefSeq and is a predicted model, not a curated record. Lineage: Eukaryota; Metazoa; Chordata; Actinopteri; Lampriformes; Lampridae.
CAGUCUGAAAUUUGAGGAAGCUAGCUGCACGGUACAUGCAGGCAGAUGUUUUCUUUGCUUGCGUUCUUCUUCUGACCUCUUUUUUUCUUUCUCCCCAGACCAUUUUUAACUCGAGCUCCUUCAGAUACGGCUCUGCAAGAGACUCUUCUUCAGCACACUUAGUGGUUAAUGACCGGCACGACUGAGUAAAUUAUGUUCCUGGUGGCACUCCACCUGACAAGUCUCUCCGUGAUACUGUGGCCCGGCAGCAGCGUGGGUACACCCCAUCCUUUUCAAAUUUCGCUGGAAGGGAGUGGAGAUGGGGAGGAGAAUAGUAACUUGUUCCCAACCCUUUCAUCGCUGGCCACCCGUCAUCCUGCCAUGGAAUACAACCCCAAACACGGUGGACGCAGCAAUUUAAAUACAGAAUUCCUGAAUCAAGUUGUAAAAUUCCUGCAGGAGAACCUGUUUCUCAUCGUUGUUGGAGCUACCCUUCUCAUCAUUGUCUUCCUCAUUAUCAUUGGUGCGGUCCUCAUUCAUUGCAGGCAUAAAGUUAAUGCCUACUACCCUUCCUCCUUCCCCUCUAAAAUGUAUGUGGACCAGAGGGACAAAACUGGCGGUACUAAGCCCUUUAUGGAAGUGCCAGAGAAAAUCUCUGAUGUGCAGGAAAGUGAGGAAAUCGAUGCCGGUAAGAAGCUCCAGGCAGACAUAAUGAGGGCUGCUAAGGGCCUUCGGACACUGAACAAGUUGUUUGACCCCUAUCAGAAAACAGCGGAUGAAGAUCCUGAAGAUACCCCUGGUAAAGAUGACAGUAUUCCUGACAAAAGGAUGUCAGAUCUGCAUGAUCACAAGGAGGUCUGUCAGCCCUCAGACAAUGAAGCAGCUGCACUGACCAGCAAACUUCCAGAACAGGCACAUCUUGAGGAGGAGGAGGAAGAGGAGUCAGAUGUGCAUCCAGCUGACGCGGGUCCAUCUCUGGGACCACAGAGCCACAGGCCUUUAUCACAACAUAUUUACAGUGACUCUGCAAAGCUCCAGCUAAUCACAGGAGAGAAAACUGCAUUCUAACUCCCGAGUACAGUACUAUGUAAGCAUUUCUUUCUGGUACGAAUCCACUAGUGGCAAUCUUUAAAGUCAAUUAUUAAAGUUUUGCAUCAAUUUCCUGCUGGAGACAAAGAUACCACAGACGAGGUAAUACAUCUGUUCAAUAUUAGAAAAACCUAUUUUGCUCUGUUCUAGAUGCAUCCCAUCAAUGCAAAAUAAACUGUCAGGGUUAUCUUUAACUUAUGACACAAGAAUAUUUUUUUCUACUGGGGUUUUUUAAAUCAUUCAACAUAUAUUCUGAAUAUCUUUCUUGUUUUAUAAGCCCGUUUUUGCAGUUAAACAUCCUAGGUUUUACACCAAGCUGCUUAUGGAUAAGGUUGAAAAAGCAGCCAUCACACUUGACACCCAUUAUGCCUCUACAUCAUGUUGUUACACAUCACAUCAAAUGGAACCAUGCAGACAAAUACCCACAAACUCCUUAAGAUAAACACAAGUAGCGGUCUAUUCCGUUGCCUAUCAACACAGGAAUCGCCGGUUCAAAUCCCCACGUUGCCUCCGGCUUGAUCAGGCAUCCCUACAGACACAGUUGGCCGUGUCUGCGGACGGGGAGCCGGACGUGGGUGUGUGUCAUGGUCGCUGCACUAGCGCCUCCUCUGGUCGGUCGGGGCGCCUGUUCGGCGGGGAGGGGGAACUGGGGGAAUAGCGUGAUCCUCCCACGCGCUACGUCCGCCUGGCGAAACUUCUCACUGUCAGGUGAAAAGAAGCGGCUGGCGACUCAACGUGUAUCGGAGGAGGCAUGUGGUAGUCUGCAGCCGGCAGAGGGGGUGGAGCAGGGACCGGGACAUAGACUACAAAAUCUGAUCGCUAUCAUUUGACAAGCUGUAAAUAAAAUAUAACAAGGUGGUGCAACCCUGGGCUCUGAACACUAAAACGCUGAUAAAAGUUAUUCUGGACACUGUUGGCAAUGCGCAAAACUACAUCUGAUGUCAAUAAAACCUUUCUUUA